ACUUAUUAUCCCAAAUCUCUGUCAAAAUCUUUGAAUUUAAACAACCCUAAUAAACGAAAUAGUUUCAAUCUGUCUUCAGAAUUUGAUACUCUCCACUAUAUAAACUACUAGGAUAUGAUUUUCAUAAUUAUUUAUUAGUGCAAAGAAAGCAUUUAAUAAGAGAUACUGGUUUUAUGCACCUGAUCAAAAGGUUUACAUUGAGAAAUGGGUGUUUUCAAUGUAGAUGGCGAAGAAGACAUCACAAAAACUUGUUCUAAGACUAGAGAAUCUUUGGCUGCUUUUCAAUCACCUGUUCAUGGUCGACACAGACGCUCGAAAAGUUCUAGUGACAGAAACUUGGAUGUCUCAGCAUUUGGAGUUUUGCAUGACAUCAAGAAGUCCUCGAACCUAACACAGGAUGUGCGUCCCAAGAGGAGGAAUCAUAGAACACCGAGUCCAUCUCAUCCAAAUACUGGUGGUACUAGUGCUAGUACCAACUCUCUCUCGAACCACCGGGCCUCCUUGGAGAAAGAUAUUGAGCUACUACAGUUACGUUUACAGCAAGAGAAGUCCAUGCGUGUGGUGCUCGAGAGAGCGAUGGGUCGAGCUUCUAGCACUUUAUCUCCUGGACACAGACAUGUUGCUGCCCAGGCUACGGAAUUAAUAGCUGAGAUUGAGUUGUUGGAAGAAGAGGUUGCUAACCGAGAGCAUUAUGUUCUUUCUCUCUAUAGAAACAUCUUUGAUCACUGCCCUAGUGGGGCAUCUACUCAACCGAACUCAGGCAUGACCUCUCCUGCUCACUCAAAGGAUAUAAGAAAACAUCCAUCCAUAAUUUCAAGUGCAUUUUGUUCCUCCUCAAAGAAGAUCCCUUUGCACACUUUCCAAUUCCUCACUUCUAUUAAGGACUGCAAGAAAAAGAAGGCUCCAUUGCAUUCUAAGACUAACCAUGCUUCUACGGUGGGUGGCCGAGUUAACCUUCCUGCUGGAAACAUCAGUUCAGAUCCUAACAAGGUUCAGAGGAAAGCACCAGGUCUGGAGAAAGCAUCUUUAACACGUACAUUGAAAGAUCAUCUUUACCAGUGCCCCAGUAAAUUGUCAGAGGAGUUGAUCAGGUGUAUGGCUGCAAUUUAUUGCUGCUUACAGUCCCCGGUGUCCAAAAACCCAGAAAAGAAUCGUUCCCCUCUACUUUCAAGGUCAUCUACUAAUGUGGUCCUUCCAAGACGUAGUAUUGGAGAGGAUAGGGAGUGGUCUUCCAGUUCUACAGUGGAGAUAUCUUGCAUAUCAACAGAGAAAACCCAAUUUUCUCGUAUAUCUUAUGCCAUCAGCAACUACAGACUUCUAGUAGAGCAACUUGAAAGGGUGAACAUGCAUCAAAUGGGAAGGGAUGCCCAAACCGCAUUCUGGAUCAAUGUGCACAAUUCUCUUGUCAUGCAUGCUUAUCUCGCUUAUGGGAUCCCACAUGGGCCUCUGAGGAGGUUGACAUUGUUUCACAAGGCUGCUUACAACAUCGGAGAACAUGUAAUUAGUGCAAGUGCCAUUGAGCAUUCAAUAUUCUGCAUCCGUACCCCUCGUAUUGGUUGGUGGUUUGAGGCCAUUAUUUCAACUGCAUUGAGAAAAAAGACUAGAGAAGAUAAACAACUCCUUACUUCAAGAUAUCCUCUACAAAUCUUCCAACCACUCGUAUGCUUUGCCCUCUGCACUGGGAUUUCUUCUGAUCCUGUGCUGAGAGUAUAUACAGCCACAAAUAUCAAAGAGGAGUUGAAUGCAGCUAAGAUCGAGUUCCUUCAAGCCAAUGUGUUGGUGAAGAAGUCAACAAAAGUAUUUCUACCGAAAGUGCUCGAGAGAUUUGCAAAGGAGGCUAAUAUAUGCAGCAGUGCCAGUAGCUCCGAUGAUCUCCUCAGCUGGGUAGCGGAGAAUGUCGACAAGAAACUCCAAGAUUCGAUCCGGAAGUGCACACAUGAUGAUAACGAUAAAGUGAAGAGGAAGGCAUCACAGAUCAUAGAGUGGCUUCCUUGCAAUACCAAGUUCCGGUACACUCUGUCAAAAGACUUGACAGAAAAACCAGUGUGAUUUUGGAUUUUCUUCCUUUACAUAGCUGCAGUCUCAUUGUAUAGGGCCUGAAGGUAGAGAGAGUCUGUUUUCGUAUUCUGUUUCAGAAUUUGAAUAACAAUAUUAUGUCGCGAACAUGGUUAUCUGUUCAUAAAUGUUCUAUUUUUAAUCCAUUUCGAACUAAUAA
This is a messenger RNA of Papaver somniferum (opium poppy), 2215 nucleotides long. RefSeq lists its product as uncharacterized. The transcript is spliced from 11 exons. The coding region runs from base 205 to 2049 and encodes 614 amino acids. Lineage: Eukaryota; Viridiplantae; Streptophyta; Magnoliopsida; Ranunculales; Papaveraceae. The record is from RefSeq and is a predicted model, not a curated record.